Messenger RNA from Daphnia pulicaria, 1624 nucleotides. RefSeq lists its product as uncharacterized. Lineage: Eukaryota; Metazoa; Arthropoda; Branchiopoda; Diplostraca; Daphniidae. The transcript is spliced from 7 exons. The record is from RefSeq and is a predicted model, not a curated record. Gene Ontology annotation, molecular function: chitin binding. Gene Ontology annotation, cellular component: extracellular region. Bases 31 to 1398 code for a protein of 455 amino acids.
UUUUCUUGCUCAUCCGGACACAAGUGAAAAAUGUCUCUCCAUCAGCUCUUCUUCUUAUUAUUCGCCAUCGUCGCCUGCUGCUGCGACUGGCCGACACUGACGAAUGCCGAGCCUUACGGAUUUAGCGCAGCCACAAAGGAAAUUCCGGUCGGCAACGGCAACUUUGUUUCGGCUUCGUCCAGUUCCUUCGGGACGGGAUCGGUCAGCGCUGCAGCAGCGGCCAGCAGCUCGUUUGCCGGUUUGACUCAAGAUCAGAUCGACGGCCAGUUGGCUAGUCUCCGUACAGGUGAGAUGAUUAGCAUAAAUAAUGUGCGUUACAUGGCCUUGAGGACCGAAAACGAUCCUGCAACUGCUCGCCGUGACACCAUCAUUCUCGUCCAAGUCGCCGGGCAGAGCGACGCAAGUCUCAACAGCGGCGACAGUUACACUGCGGCCAUUUCACAUUUGAACGGCCGCGUCCCUGAUGAAUCGACGACGGGCAGCCGAGUCGGCCAAUCCCAUUACAAUAGCGCACCUUCUUCCAUCAGCGACAACCGAGCCAACAUUAUCGGCGACGGGACGUCCGUUGGCUCGUACUCCGCACCUUAUUCGCCCGCCAUCAUCCGGCAAGAGACUAACGCGGUCGCGGGCGCAUCGGUUAAUGGCGGCGCGGGCGUGAAUGAUCCAUCGUCGUCUUCGUCUUCUUACUCUUCUCCAGCAGAGUGGAUGGCCGGCAACGUCGACCGCCAAAGCUCGACUGAUGCUGGACGGGAUCAUUCAUCGUCGUCCUAUUCUUACCCGCCGUCUGCAUCUUCGGCUGGUAGAAUCCGCCCCAAUAAUGGCCACGAAGAAAAGUGGGACUACUCCAAGUCGAUCCCGGGAGUGGCCGGACGAGAUUACCCGAUCCUGUCCGCCGUAGUUCCCACUUCUUUCAGCUGCAACGGGAGGAAAGAUGGAGGUUAUUACGCCGACGUCGAAUCUUCCUGUCAGGUUUACCACGUUUGCGCCUUGGACAAGACAUUCUCGUUCCUCUGCCCGAACGGGACCAUCUUCGACCAGCGCGUCUUCGUCUGCCGCUGGUGGCACAAUGUCGAUUGCGCAUCUUCGGAAAACUAUUACAAUCUCAACGACCUGAUUGGCAUCUCGCCUGCCACCCAACAGCCAGCCGUUAGAAAUCCCAUCCAUUUUCCAUCGGCUACUUCUUACGGGCCAGCAGCGCCGACUAAACUUGUCGUCCAGCAGCAGCAGUCAAUCCAGUCCAGCACCACUGGCGUGUCGCAAAAACCGCUGAAACAAAUUUAUGGGCCCCCACCUUCUUCGGCAGUCCUUCAGCCCGUUUUGAUCGAGGAGGCAAUCCGACGUCCGUCAAGUGGACUGAAAGCUCCGGCGAUUCAACCGACGGCCUCGUCCGCCUACUAAAAAAACAAGAAGAAGACGUAUAGAAAAUUAUACUACAAUCACAAUCAUGUACUAUAGUAGAUAGUAGUGCCCCCCCCCCCUUCUUUUCUCUGCUUAUUUCACAUUUUGUCUGUAAAUGGUGAUGGCCAGCUGCAGCCUGUCCAGCAACCUUGGCCAGCUGGAAACGAUUUGCACAUUCGCAUUUUUAUAUCGCCGUAAUAAAAACAGCAGCCGCUGAUCUGAAUGA